AUGGCUGAAAACUCGCUCGAAGCUAUUCCUAAUUACUUGGAGCAAUCACUUUCUCCUCAAUUUGCCAAGCAAGCUGAAGCCCAAUUAAAGUCUAUCGAGGGUCAGAAUGGAUUCUCUAUCAAUUUGCUUCAUGUGAUCUCCUCGACCAACUUACCAGUUUCGGUAAGACUUGCAGGUGCCUUAUUUUUCAAGAACCUUAUCAAAAGAAAAUGGACUAACGAUGACGGCGAUUAUUUGUUACCCUUAGAAGAUGUUGAAAAAAUUAAGGGCGAGAUCUUGGAUGUGAUGAUUAAAUUACCCAAUCAAUUGCAAAUUCAAAUAGGUGAGGCAAUCACAUUAAUAGCUGAGAGUGAUUUCCCUCAUAGAUGGACUAAUUUAAUUGAGACCUUGGUAGCUAAAUUAUCCUUAGAUGAUUUUGUCAGCAACAAAGCCAUCUUAUUGGUUUCACAUUCCAUUUUCAAGAAAUGGAGACCGUUGUUCAGAUCAGAUGAGCUUUUUCUUGAGAUUAAAAUGGUUUUAGACCAGUUUGUUGAACCAUUUAUGAAGCUUUUUGUUGAGCUUGACCAAUUGAUUGAGAAAAACAGCGACAACCAAGCACUUUUAAACAUUUAUUUUGAGAACUUGUUACUUCUUAUCCAAAUUUAUUAUGAUUUCAAUUGUCAGGAUAUUCCAGAGUUUUUCGAAGACAACAUGGUGGUAUUGAUGAAUAUUGUACACAAGUAUCUUAUCUAUACCGAUAAGGGAUCUGACGACGAUGAGGAAAUCACCGUACCCAUUAAAUUAAAAACAUCAAUUAUUGAACUUGUUUCACUUUAUAUUACCAGAUAUGCUGAUGUUUUCGAACCAUUGAUCCAAAAUUUCAUAACUUCAGUAUGGUCUCUUAUUACUGACUAUGUCACCAGUCAACCUAAGUUUGAUUUAUUGGUGGUCAAAGCAUUACAAUUCUUGACAUCAAUUGUCAAAGUUCAGACAUACCAUUCAUUAUUCAAUAACGAAAGCUCAAUUAAUGAGAUCAUCGAAAAAAUCAUUUUACCAAACAUUUAUUUUAGAGAGGUUGAUGAAGAAUUGUUUGAAGAUGAACCAAUUAAUUUUGUUAGAUUGGACUUAGAAGGUUCAGAUUUCGAUUCUAGGAGAAAGUCUGCAACUGAUUUCCUUAAGGAGUUAAAGGAAAUCAACAGUGAGUUGUUGACUAACUCAGUCAUGAAGUAUGUUAACAAGUUCUUAUCAAUUUCCGGUGAUAAUUGGAAAAACAAGGAUACUGCAAUCUAUCUAUUCAGCUCUUUGGCAACUAAAGGUAACAUUACUUCUCAAGGUGUUACUUCAACUAAUGUUUUGGUCGAUGUUGUUCAAUUUUUCAGUGAGAACAUUGCACAAGAUUUGCUCAAUGAAUCGAGCCAUCCGAUUCUCAAGGUUGAUUCGAUCAAGUACAUUUUGAACUUCAGAAAUCAACUCACUAAAGACCAAUUGCUAGCAACAAUUCCAUUGCUUGUUAAGCACUUGAGCACAGGCGCAAAUCCCGUGGUUUAUACCUACUCGGCAAUUACGAUUGAAAAGUUAUUGGAAAUGACAAAUUUCAACGAUAACCACCAAUUGAUCUUCACAAAACAAGAUAUUAAACCUUUCUCCACGGAAAUUUUAACAAAUCUCUUUAACCUCAUUCUCUUGAAUGAUCAAUCGCCAGAGAAGUUGUCUGAGAAUGAAUUCUUGAUGAAAGGCGUUGUCAGAAUCUUAAACACCAUAGAAAACGACUUGCAAGAAAGAUUACCUAUUAUCAAGCAAUUAUUGAGAAUUUUGAAGAUUACUGCAAAGAAUCCCGCAAACCCCAAAUUUUCCCAUUACACCUUUGAAGCGAUUGGUUUGUUGAUCAAAUUUGGACUCAAUGAACUUGAUGCGUUCAUUGAAUUGGUCAUCCCGGCUUUGUUGGAUAUUUUGGGUGAGGAUGUCCAAGAGUUUGUUCCAUAUACUUUUCAGGUGUUAGCCUACUUGUUGGAAAAUUAUCCUAAGGGAUCGGGAUUGCCACCAGCCUAUCAUAAUUUAAUCAAACCAUUACUUUCCCCAUCAGUGUGGGAAUUUAAAGGAAAUAUUCCGGGUAUCACCAGAUUGUUGGUUAGUAUCGUUGAACAUGACCCCAGCGUAUUUACCUCCAAUUUGACUCCAUUGCUUGGUGUAUUCCAAAAGUUAAUUUCUUCCAGAAUUAAUGAUGGAUAUGGUUUUGAUUUAUUGUUGAGCAUUCUUUUAAACAUCCCAUUGAACAGCUUGACCAAUUACUUGAGAGACAUCGCCACUUUAAUUUUGACUCGUCUCAAGACAUCCAGAACCGAUAAAUUUCUUAAGAGGUUUGUGGUGUUUAUUAGUACAUUAAAUUCUUUGAGUUUGAACCAAGAGAAUGCACAGUACACAAAUGGAUCUAUACUUGAUGGUGAUUUUGUCAUCGGGCUCAUAGACUCUGUCCAGGCUGGGGUGUUCCAACAAUUGUUUACCAACUUGAUUUUGCCUACUUUGCAGGGAUUCAUCAACUUACAAGAUAAAAAGAUCGGAAAUUUGGGAAUAUCACAGUUUUUGGGAUCUCAAGGUUUUAAUGGCAACUAUUCUUCUUUGUUAGUGCCAACUAUACUGCAGUUAGUUAAAAAUUUGAAUGGUUAUGAUGGUAUCAUUAAAUCUGUUUCUUUAAGCAGCAAUAACUCGGGAGCUUUAAACGAGUUGGAUUUGGAAACCUCAUCUUUCGGCUCAAACUUCUCCAAGAUUGUUUCCAUUCAGAACAAGCCAUUUGAUCCUUUGAGCAACGUCAAGAACACCGAUUACGUUGGUAUUAAGAGCGUCAUUCUACAAAAUGUUAAAAAGGUUGACGUAAGGGUAUUAAACGAAUUGGGAGAAGAUGUGCAGAUGGGGUUAAAGAAUUUAGGUUUAGCAUAA
Messenger RNA from Suhomyces tanzawaensis NRRL Y-17324, 2913 nucleotides. RefSeq names its product importin-alpha export receptor. Bases 1 to 2913 code for a protein of 970 amino acids. Gene Ontology annotation, cellular component: nuclear envelope; cytosol. The record is from RefSeq and is a predicted model, not a curated record. Gene Ontology annotation, biological process: protein import into nucleus; protein export from nucleus. NCBI's taxonomy places the organism in Eukaryota, Fungi, Ascomycota, Pichiomycetes, Serinales, Debaryomycetaceae. The transcript has a single exon. Gene Ontology annotation, molecular function: small GTPase binding; nuclear export signal receptor activity.